AUGUUUGGCAUGGGUGUUGUUGGCGCAAUCUAUGGUUAUCUGGGAAACGACAAUGCCGAUGUUCCUUCAAGUGGUCAGGCGCACAACAUUGCUCGCCAUCUCGAGAGCACCGGUGGUUCAUACCCUAUCUCGACCAAGACGGCUCUAUCUACAAUCUAUGGUGUCAGCUACACCUCGAAUGCUGAUGUGGUCACCGAGGUUGCAACCGUUACUGGAACCCGCUAUGUCACUGUGCCCGGUGAAGCCCUGUCCGUUUCUGUCACCACACGGGAGAGCACUAUCGAUUACUGUGAGGUUCAGAUCGUUACCAUGACCGAGAGCUACACGGUCACUGUACCUAACGACCAGGUCUCCCAGGGCUCCUCGGGUAAUGCUGUUGGAGCCACCGUGACCGGCAACCCAGAGACUGUGACCGAGAAUGAGACUGAUUUCUCUCUCACCAGUGGUCCAUCCGAUGCAAUUGUCACCGGUAACCCAGAGACUGUAACCGAAAAUGAAACAGAUUUCUCUCUCACCAGUGGUCCAUCCGAUGCAAUCGUCACCGGCAACCCACAGACUGUGACUGAGAGCAAAACCGACUUUUCUCUCACUGUUGGUUCAUCCGAUGCUCUCACCAGCUCCAGUGCUGAGACCACCACGGAUACUUUCGAGCUAUCUUCCAUUCUCCCCAAACCGCACACAACUAUUACCAUUCAAAGUCUCUAUCCACCUCGGGAAGGCCUGAGCACUGUCACCCAGUACACUACCGUUGAGAAGAUCAUCACAGCUCCCGACUCAUUCAUCACUGUCACUUUGACUAGCAAAUGCCCCGAAUGUUCACCCACCAUGUCCGCUUCUCCUACCAGUAGCACCACAACGACUGUUUACGAAACUGCUGGUGUGCCCUCAACUUCUACAACAACUAUCAUGGUUCCGCCUCCUGCUUACCCGCCUUACCCAACCGCCAACAAUACCUUACUUCCAGGUCCAUCUGGUAGCGUUACUGUUGUGCCUACUGUGCCUACUCCGACUCCUGUUGUCGUCUCAGGAGGCACCAAGAAGCCCGAGCCUCGUGGGUGGGGAGGUACCAGCGGAACCACCAAUCUUAGCUGCACCGUCAUGCUGGUGGCCAUUAUCAUGUUUGCGCUCUGA
This is a messenger RNA of Fusarium musae, 1131 nucleotides long. RefSeq lists its product as uncharacterized. The coding region runs from base 1 to 1131 and encodes 376 amino acids. The transcript has 3 exons. The record is from RefSeq and is a predicted model, not a curated record. Lineage: Eukaryota; Fungi; Ascomycota; Sordariomycetes; Hypocreales; Nectriaceae.